AUGGAGCUGCUGUCACUUCUGCGGCCCGCGUGCAGUGAAGCUGUGAGGCACCAAUCCAGGCUUGAGAUGGUUUUCGUUAUCACGCCGGUGACUACUACCAUGGGUUCCAUCAUCUCUCGAUUUUAUGACGACGGGGUGGGUCGGUUUGACUACUUGGCUGCGAUUCACCUUGCCAGUGCUAUGGCCCUGAUGACUGUGGGUAUGAUCCUGAGCAAGACGGACUGCCUGCCGUCCGCAGCCCAUUAUUUGGAGGACCCGCGCUGCAGCAAUGCACUCUGUGGAUUGUUCAGCUGGAUACCAAUGUGUGCGAUCAGUCCCAUAUUGAUGACCGGCAGCGCAGAGGACAUUGCCGUCACUUUUGUGGAUGCUCUUGGGGGCAUCACACUGUUUGUGCCAUUGGUAGAGGAGCCACUCCUAGUGUUCGUCGGUUAUGCCGCCUACGUGAGCAUUGCGUAUGCGAGAAUUCUGCAUCUAUGUUCUUCAGAGGUGGACAACUGCGUCAGUCUCACACCCUACCAUUGCCGACUAACUGCUGUCUUGCUUCUUAUUGUUCUUUUCUGUCAGAUGAGGAUUCGGUAUUUGAUCAUGACAUGGACACAGCUCACGGCAGACCGCCUUGAAGAACGUACCGGGACUGAAUCUGAGGCAGAACCCCAGAUGCUGGAGAGAUCUCAGCUUGUCUAUGUACUAGACAAGCGAGCCGAUGGCAAAGCUGCCGAGAUAGAACGCAACGUCUGGAGUCGCAGACGGCUCUACAAAGCCGAGUUGACAGGCCGGCUUCUGUGGGCAAUCCAUUUCAGCAGGCAAAUGCUUCCGGAAUCUGAGGUGUUGGACCAUAUCCUUGCCUUCCUGCAUGAGCCUGUGAGACCAGUGACCACCUACGUCGGCCUGUUGCCCCACGAUCGCCAGUCGAUGAUCUCCAGCACCGAGCACACAAUCGCCAGCUCAGGAGUCUUCUCGUCACUCUCGUCGCUCUCGUCGCUCUCGUCCGUGGCGGUCCUGCGCAAGGCAUUGUCUGCACGACUCUGGGUCACUUUUGGGCGGCCUCCUUCGGAGGUCGGCAAAGCCAAAGCUGAGCAAGCAGCCAGCGGCAACUGCAACGUCUUUGUGCAGCUUGCGAAGUCCGCCUCUGCGCGACUGAGCCUAGGCCGUCUCUUCUUGUCACGGCCUGCGCCUGAGUGA
Symbiodinium natans is the source of this 1182-nucleotide messenger RNA. Lineage: Eukaryota; Dinophyceae; Suessiales; Symbiodiniaceae. The record is from the annotation of a GenBank genome assembly.